Messenger RNA from Hirundo rustica (Barn swallow), 12490 nucleotides. It is a transcript of the gene MUC2, whose product is annotated as mucin 2, oligomeric mucus/gel-forming. Lineage: Eukaryota; Metazoa; Chordata; Aves; Passeriformes; Hirundinidae. Gene Ontology annotation, cellular component: extracellular matrix. Bases 1 to 12273 code for a protein of 4090 amino acids. The record is from RefSeq and is a predicted model, not a curated record. The transcript has 64 exons. Gene Ontology annotation, molecular function: protein binding.
AUGGGGCUAAGAGCAGCCAGCCUCUUCCUCCUCUGGCUGGCUCUUUCCUCUGCUAAUGAAAUAAGAAAAGGAAGGACAAGAAGCCAUGGCCACUAUGUCUGCAGCACUUGGGGAAACAACCAUUUCAAAACUUUUGAUGGAGACGUUUACCAAUUCCCUGGCGUUUGCGAGUAUAAUUUUGUUUCUGACUGCCGAGAGGCGUACAAGGAAUUCUCUGUCCACAUCCAGCGGGCUCUCAACAGCGAUGGCCAUCCUGAGAUCCAGUAUAUUCUGAUGAAAAUCAAGGAUAUAAUGGUCUACCUCAAACCAAACCUGGUUGUGGUGGAUGGGCGGAUUGUGAAGACACCUUACUACACCUCUGGUGUCCUCAUUGAGAGCAAUGAAAUUUACACCAAGAUUUAUGCCAAAUUAGGCAUGGUCCUGAUGUGGAACCAGCAGGAUGCCCUGAUGGUGGAGCUGGACAACAAAUUUAACAACCAUACCUGUGGUCUCUGUGGGGAUUACAAUGGAAUUCAAAUUUACAAUGAGUUUAUCAACGGAGAUACAAGCUACAACUCAAUUACAUAUGGGAAUAUGCAGAAGAUCAGCAAACCCAAUGCCAGAUGUGAAGAUCCAGAUGAAACUCAAGCUCUUCCAAGUUGUAAUGAGCAUCGUGACGAGUGCCAGAAGCUGCUGACUUCUCCUGCAUUUGCUGAUUGUCGGUUACGGCUUAAUUUGGAAAUGUACAUCCAAGCCUGCAUGCAGGACAAGUGUGCCUGUAAUGGGAAGCAGGACUCCUUCUGCCUCUGCAGCACCAUCUCCGAGUAUUCCCGCCAGUGUUCACAUGCCGGAGGCCGCCCAGGAGAAUGGAGGACACAGGACUUUUGCCCCAAGAGCUGUCCUGCUACCAUGGUCUACAGAGAAAGCAGCUCACCCUGCAUGGAUACUUGCUCACACUUGGAGAUCAGUAGCCUUUGUGAGGAGCACUACAUGGAUGGCUGUUUCUGCCCUGAAGGAACUGUGUAUGAUGAUAUCAGUGGAAAAGGCUGCAUCCCUGUUAACCAGUGCCACUGCAAACUCGGUGGAAAGACAUAUGCACCUGGAGAAAGCAUUUCCAAAGAAUGUGAAGAAUGCACCUGUGAUUCAGCCAGAUGGACCUGCAAAGAUUUACCCUGUCCAGGCACAUGCUCAGUGGAAGGAGGUUCCCAUAUUACCACCUUUGAUGGGAAGAAAUACACCUUCCAUGGAGACUGCUACUAUGUGUUGGCCAAGGGUACUGCAAAUGAAAGUUAUGCUCUCCUGGCAGAGCUGGCUCCCUGUGGCUCCGCAGACAAACAGACCUGCUUGAAGACUGUUGUGCUAUUGGUGGAUAACAAAAAGAAUGUGGUGGUUUUCAGAUCAGACGGCAGCGUGCUCCUGAAUGAGAUGACAGUGAAUGUACCUCAUGUGUCAGCCAGCUUCUCAGUAUUCAAACCAUCUUCCAGCUACAUUGUUGUACAAACUUCUUUUGGGCUUCAGAUGCAGAUCCAGCUGCUUCAAGUCAUGCAGCUGUUUGUGACUGUGGAUCAAUCAGUUAAAGGAAAACUUCAAGGUCUUUGCGGAAACUUCAAUGGAAUGGAAGGAGAUGACUUUAGAACAACCAGUGGGCUGAUUGAAGCUACAGGAUCUGCCUUUGCUAACACGUGGAAAGCCCAGUCCACCUGCGCAGACCAGGCAGAAAAGCUGGAAGACCCCUGCAGUCUUAGCAUUGAAAGUGCAAAUUACGCUGAGCAUUGGUGUUCUUUGCUGAGAAACCCAAAAGGUCCUUUUGCAAGAUGUCACCUAGCUGUUGAUCCUUCAGAAUACUAUAAGAAAUGUAAAUAUGACACCUGCCUCUGUGAAGACAAUGAAGAAUGUUUGUGUGCUGCCCUGUCCUCUUACUCAAGAGCCUGUGCUUUCAAAGGGAUCAUACUGGGAGGCUGGAGAAAGAACGUCUGCAGUAAAGAAGCAUCUUCUUGCCCAGGAAAUCAAGUCUUCCUUUACAACCUUACAAUGUGCCAGCAAACCUGUCGUUCCCUUUCUGAUGGUGAAAAGUAUUGCUUGCAAGACUUUGCUCCUGUGGAUGGCUGUGGCUGCCCAGCCAAUACAUACUUGGAUAACCAGGAUAACUGUGUGACCAUCUCCCAGUGCCCAUGUUAUUACAAGGGAUCAUACCUGGAACCUGGGCAAUAUUUCACAAAAGAUGGAGAACGUUGUGUUUGCCGAAAUGCAAAGAUCCAGUGCACUUCAGUGAAAAUAAGAAUGAAAAGUGAAAACGAAUGUUCUUCUAACAAGACAUUCUUCGACUGCAAUGCAUUCUCGAAGUGGACUUCGCAAACACCUCUACAACUCAGCUGUCAUACUCCUCAAACUGAUCAUUUCCAGACAGAAUGUAUCUCCGGCUGUGUGUGUCCUGAAGGUCUGUUUGAUGAUGGCAGAGGGGGCUGUGUUGAGCAAAAAGAUUGCCCAUGCAUUCAUAACAAUGAGUGGUAUUCUUCUGGAGACAAGAUAAAAGUGGACUGCAACACCUGCACCUGCCAGAAAGGGGUUUGGAAAUGCACCGAUGAUAUGUGCUAUGGGACUUGUACGAUCUAUGGAAGUGGCCAUUAUAACACUUUUGAUGGGAAAUUCUAUGACUUUGAUGGGAGCUGUGAAUAUGUGGCUACUCAGGACUUCUGUGGUGACAAAAAUUCCAGCGGUUCAUUCAGUAUCAUCACAGAGAAUGUCCCCUGUGGAACUACAGGAGUCACCUGCUCAAAGGCUAUCAAAAUAUUCCUAGGGAAAACUGAACUGAAAUUGGAGAACAAAGAGUACAAAGAAAUCCAGCGAGACGUUGGCGAUGAUGUGCAGUACUGGAACAGGACAGUCGGCCUGUACCUGGUUAUUGAGGCUAGCAAUGGUGUGAUGCUGAUCUGGGACAAAAAGACUACUGUUUUCAUCAAGCUGAGCCCUGAUUACAAAGGCAAAGUGUGUGGUCUGUGUGGCAACUUUGAUGACAAGGCAAACAAUGACUUUACAACAAGGAGUGGACUGCAGGAGACUAAUCCCCUGAAUUUUGGAAAUUCCUGGAAACUAUCUCCCAUGUGCCCAGAUGUCACACAAGAGAUUAAGCCCUGUGAUCUGAAACCACACCGGAAGUCCUGGGCAGAGAAAGAAUGCAGCAUCAUCCAGAGUGAAGUCUUCAAAAUUUGUCACUCCAAGGUGAACCCACUUCCUUUCUAUGAAGCUUGUGUUCAUGAUGCCUGCUCUUGUGACAGUGGUGGAGACUGCGAGUGCUUUUGCUCUGCAGUUGCAGCAUAUGCGCAAGAGUGCAUCAAGGCUGAGGCCUGUGUUUUCUGGAGAACUCCUGAUAUCUGCCCGAUAUUCUGUGACUACUACAACCCUCGCAAUGAGUGUGACUGGCACUAUGAGCCUUGUGGCAGUAAUAUCACAACCUGCAAGAUGAUCAAUAAUGUCAGCACCAACUUUACUGUACCACUACUGGAAGGUUGUUACCCCAGAUGCCCUAAGGACAAGCCUAUUUAUAAUGAAGAGACAAAGGAAUGUGUGACUGAAGAUCAGUGUGGAUGUUACCUGGAGGAUGGAACCCAUGUACCCCCCGGGCAAGAAGUACCCACAAAAGAAAACUGUACAAUAUGUGUCUGUGUCCCAUCAGGAUCCAUACAGUGUAAACCAGUCCCAGGUUGCCCUUGUGUCAUCAAUGGAACAAGUUAUGAAGUGGGUUCUACUGUGGGACAAGUACAGGAUGGCGACAUAUGUAUAACAUACAUUUGUGCAGAAAAUGGUUCUGUAGUUCCUGGUGAAGUCUAUCCUUGUCCAACGUCUUCACCUACAACCAUUUCAACCUCCUUCCCUUCCAGUACUCUUACCACCACCACCACAGUUUCCACUACAAGCCAUCCAGUAACUACAACUCCAUGCUUUGGACUAAUCUGUGAUUGGACUGAGUGGUUUGAUGUUAGUAAACCUGAUGAAGGUAGUGGUGACUAUGAAACAUAUGAUGAAAUUAGAAAACAUGGAUUCAAAAUCUGUACAGCUCCUGAAAAAAUUGAAUGCAGGGCUACGGAAAAACCUGAUGUGAGCUUAGAAGAACUUGGUCAGAAAGUAGAGUGUGAUGUUAAAUAUGGGCUAAUCUGUAAAAAUGAUGAGCAAGAUGUAACUAUGUGGCAACUUUGCUAUAAUUAUGAAAUCAGAGUAAACUGUUGUGAGUGGCAAGAAAUUCCUUGUGAGCCUGGAAUUACACCAACUCCAACUUCAACCACCACCAAGGCAACAAUACUCAGCACCAUUACAACCACGACUCCAACAGAAAUUACCACCGUGCCCGUGCAUGUCCAUUCCACGACAAGUACACCUCCACCCACACCGAGCACACCAGAAUUGAUGACUCCCUCCACACCAGUGACUCCCAGCCCUCCGAGCACAACAACCACUGUUACUGGAUCACCAACACCCACCUCAACUACUUCAAGCACAUCCUCACCAAAGCCAACAUACACCACCACCCUACCAACUCCAGGCACACCAAGCACAACAUCCCAUACACCAGAAUUGCCAACCUCUUCCACGUCACCUGAGACGCCCACCACCACUACCACCACCACCACCACCACCACCACCACCACUACCACCAGCACCAGCACCAGCACCAGACCUACGAUGACAACAACGACUGUUUCAACACCAACCAUCCCAACUCCUGGACCGUGUGAGUGCGAAUGGUCGGACUGGAUCGAUAUGACCUACCCAGAUGGUUCUGACAGGAACAGUGGUGACUACGAAACCUUUGAGAACAUUUGGAAGAACAACCCGUCCUGGGAGUGUGCGAAAGUUGAGAACAUUUCAUGCCGAGCAGAGAAAUUCCCUAACACUUCCAUUGCAGAUUUAGGGCAGAAAGUGGAAUGUAAUGUUAACGUAGGGCUCAUCUGUAACAACAAAGAUCAGCAGCUAGGAGGUAUAAUACCGAUGCCAGUCUGCCUCAACUACGAGAUCAGUGUCUGCUGCACACCUAACAAACCAGAGUGUCUUCCAACUCCAAGCACGCCGAGCACCCCAAGCACCACAAGCACCACAAGUUCCACAGCUUCAUCCACAACGAGCAGUGUGUCCCCUCCAAUAUCAACAACUGCUCCACCAACAACAGCAGGGGAGACUUCCAGCAGUACCACCCCUACCCCCACCACUACCACCACCACCACCACAAGACCACCCAGCACCACCACCAGCAGCAGCAACACCUCACAGAUAACACCUACUGUUCCUGUCUCAACAACACCCAUUUCAACUACUUCGAGCACAUCCACGGCCACACCAACAUACACCACCACUACCCAAACUCUAGGCACAACUCCAUCCACACCGAGCACACCAGAAAUGCCUCCUACUCCCACGCCAACAACACCUGGAACUCCCAUCACCACUGCCAGCACCACGAUGCCCCCCAACACCACCACCAGCAUCAGCACCCCUAGCACAACGACUGUUACUGGCUCACCAACAACCUCCUCGACUUCUUCAAGCACAUCCACACCCAUACCCGAAUAUACAACCACCCUACCAACUCCAGGCACACCUCCAUUCACACCGAGCACACCAAAAUCAACAACCAUUCCCUCAUCACCGGAGACUCCCAGCACCACCACCACCAGCCCUCCGAGCACAACAACUUCAACAACAACAACAACAACAACAACAACCGUUACUGGAUCACCAACAAGCAUCUCAACUCCAGGAAGCACACCGGAGAAGACCCCAAACACAGCAUUCACUACACCAGAAACGUCAACCAUUCCCGAGGUACUGGAGACUUCCACCAGCACUGCCAGCACCACAAUGCCCCCCAGCACCAGCACCAGCAUGAGCACCCCCAGCACGACAACUGUUACUGGAUCACCAACACCCGCUACAACUACUCCAAUCACAUCCACGCCCAUACCAACAUACACCACCACCACCGCAACUCCAGGCACACCUCCAUCCACACUGAGCACACCGAAAUCAACAACCAUUCCCUCACCACCGGAGACUCGCACCACCACUACCAGCCCUCCGAGCACAACAACCACUGUUCCUGGACCAACAACAACCAUCUCAACUCCUGGAAGCACACCUCCAUCCACACCGAGCACACCAGAAAUGCCUCCUACUCCCACGCCGACAACACCUGGAACUCCCAUCACCACUGCCAGCACCACGAUGCCCCCCAACACCACCACCAGCAUCAGCACCCCUAGCACAACGACUGUUACUGGCUCACCAACAACCUCCUCGACUUCUUCAAGCACAUCCACACCCAUACCCGAAUAUACAACCACCCUACCAACUCCAGGCACACCAAGCACAACAUCCCAUACACCAGAAUUGCCAACCUCUUCCACGUCACCUGAGACGCCCACCACCACUACCACCACCACCACCACCACCACCACCACCACUACCACCAGCACCAGCACCAGCACCAGACCUACGAUGACAACAACGACUGUUUCAACACCAACCAUCCCAACUCCUGGACCGUGUGAGUGCGAAUGGUCGGACUGGAUCGAUAUGACCUACCCAGAUGGUUCUGACAGGAACAGUGGUGACUACGAAACCUUUGAGAACAUUUGGAAGAACAACCCGUCCUGGGAGUGUGCGAAAGUUGAGAACAUUUCAUGCCGAGCAGAGAAAUUCCCUAACACUUCCAUUGCAGAUUUAGGGCAGAAAGUGGAAUGUAAUGUUAACGUAGGGCUCAUCUGUAACAACAAAGAUCAGCAGCUAGGAGGUAUAAUACCGAUGCCAGUCUGCCUCAACUACGAGAUCAGUGUCUGCUGCACACCUAACAAACCAGAGUGUCUUCCAACUCCAAGCACGCCGAGCACCCCAAGCACCACAAGCACCACAAGUUCCACAGCUUCAUCCACAACGAGCAGUGUGUCCCCUCCAAUAUCAACAACUGCUCCACCAACAACAGCAGGGGAGACUUCCAGCAGUACCACCCCUACCCCCACCACUACCACCACCACCACCACAAGACCACCCAGCACCACCACCAGCAGCAGCAACACCUCACAGAUAACACCUACUGUUCCUGUCUCAACAACACCCAUUUCAACUACUUCGAGCACAUCCACGGCCACACCAACAUACACCACCACUACCCAAACUCCAGGCACACCUCCAUCCACACCGAGCACACCAGAAAUGCCUCCUACUCCCAUGCCAACAACACCAGAAUUGACAACCACAUCACGAGAGACUCCCAGCACCACCACCACCACCUCUCUGAGCACAACAACCAGUCUUAUUGGAUCACCAACACCCACCACAACUACUUCAAGUACAUCCUCUCCCUCACCAACAUACACCACCACCCUUCCAACUCCAGGCACACCUCCAUCCACACCAAGCACACCAAAAUCAACAACCAUUCCCUCACCACCGGAGACUCGCACCACCACCACCAGCCCUCCGAGCACAACAACCACUGUUCCUGAACCAACAACCAUCUCAACUCCUGGAACCCCACCUACAAAGACACCAAGCACACCAAAAUCGACAACAACUCCCUCGCCACCAGAGACUCGCACCACCACCACCAGCACCCCAACAACAACCACUGUUACUGGAUCACCAACACCCACCUCAACUACUUCAAGCACAUCCUCACCAACGCCAACAUACACCACCACCCUACCAGCUCCGGCCCCACCUUCAUCCACACCAAGCACACCAGAAUUGACAGCCACUACCUCGCCAGCAGAGACUCCCACCAGCACCCCAACGACAACAACCACUGUUCCUGGAUCACCAACACCCACCUCAACUACUUCCAGCACAUCCUCACCAACACCAACAUACACCACCACCCUACCAACUCCAGCCCCACCUUCAUCCACACUGAGCACACCAAAAUCAACAACGACUUCUUUGCCAUCAGAGACUCCCACCAGCACCCCGACAACAACAACCACUGUUCCUGGAUCAACAGCACCCACCUCAACUACUUCCAGCACAUCCUCACCAACACCAACAUACACCACCACCCUACCAACUCCAGCCCCACCUUCAUCCACACUGAGCACACCAAAAUCGACAACGACUUCCUCGCCACCAGAGACUACCACCACCACCACCACCACCACCACCUCUCCAAGCACAAAACCCACUGUUCCUGUUGGAUACCCAACUACCCCCUCAGCUUCUGGAAAUAUUACCAUCGUAACGCCCACAGGUCCACCCACAGAAGCAAUAAAAACAUCUGAACCAGAGAUUACGACAGAGACAAGCACUCCAGUUACUCCUUCAGUUACCCCACUGCCAACAACAAGAACGACAGAAAUAAGUACGGUGUCCACUGAAACCACCACUAGUCAACAGUCAACAGCACCAGUGUCAACAACCCCAGUGACAGCUACCACCUCUGAAGUCACUGAAACAGGAACAACCACCAAGACCACCACUUCAGGCCCCACACCCUCAAGAUCCACCAGCACCACACCAGUAGCAGAAACACCUGUCCAUGAGACCACUACCAGCAGGACCCCAAGCCCUCCAAUAGGAUCACCUACCACCAUUUCCAGCCCUGGUACCACCACAACCUCAGGACCAAGCAGCCCUACAGGAACACCACCAUCAGUAUCAACAACUCCAUUCACUGGAACCGCAUCAACCACCAAGACCACCACUUCAGGCCCCACACCCUCAAGAUCCACCAGCACCACACCAGUAGCAGAAACACCUGUCCAUGAGACCACUACCAGCAGGACCCCAAGCCCUCCAAUAGGAUCACCUACCACCAUUUCCAGCCCUGGUACCACCACAACCUCAGGACCAAGCAGCCCUACAGGAACACCACCAUCAGUAUCAACAACUCCAUUCACUGGAACCGCAUCAACCACCAAGACCACCACUUCAGGCCCCACACCCUCAAGAUCCACCAGCACCACACCAGUAGCAGAAACACCUGUCCAUGAGACCACUACCAGCAGGACCCCAAGCCCUCCAAUAGGAUCACCUACCACCAUUUCCAGCCCUGGCACCACCACAACCUCAGGACCAAGCAGCCCUACAGGAACAUCACCAUCAGUGUCAACAACUCCAUUCACUGGAACCGCAUCAACCACCAAGACCACCACUUCAGGCCCCACACCCUCAAGAUCCACCAGCACCACACCAGUAGCAGAAACACCUGUCCAUGAGACCACUACCAGCAGGACCCCAAGCCCUCCAAUAGGAUCACCUACCACCAUUUCCAGCCCUGGCACCACCACAACCUCAGGACCAAGCAGCCCUACAGGAACAUCACCAUCAGUGUCAACAACUCCAUUCACUGGAACCGCAUCAACCACUAAGACCACCACUUCAGGCCCCACACCCUCAAGAUCCACCAGCACCACACCAGUAGCAGAAACACCUGUCCAUGAGACCACUACCAGCAGGACCCCAAGCCCUCCAAUAGGAUCACCUACCACCAUUUCCAGCCCUGGCACCACCACAACCCCAGGACCAAGCAGCCCUACAGGAACAUCACCAUCAGUGUCAACAACUCCAUUCACUGGAACCGCAUCAACCACUAAGACCACCACUUCAGGCCCCACACCCUCAGUGUCCACUCCCACCCCCACCACAGUAGGAACAGAAAUAAGUACUCCAAUGACAACCUCUGCAACUGUUACUACUGCAACAAUAUCACCUGCAUCAACCAGCCCUGUAUCAACCACCACAUCUGGUACUACUCCAACAGAAAGCUUUACCACCACUUCAGGAACCACCUCUAGUAGUUUUAUCACGAUCAACACAACCACCACCUCCACCACCCUGAAAACCCUUCCCCCUGCGUCAACUACUACAUCUGGGUCUACUGCAACAUCAACUGCAGUCACCACUACAGGAAGUUCUACACACAGCACAAUGCCUCCAGUUAAUGGCACAAGUUCAACUACAGGUCUAAUACCAACCACUCCUAAAAAAACUUGUACUAUUUUCCCUAAUGAAUCUUAUGAGCAAGGUGACUCAUGGUGGCUCUGUAAUUGCACUAAAGCAAUAUGUAUAGAAGACAACAUUGUCCAGGUGAUUCCAGUAAUCUGCAAUCCACCUCCCAAACCAACAUGUGCCAAUGGACUGUCUCCUGUGCCAGUCAUUGAUGAGGAUGGAUGCUGUUGGCACUGGGAGUGUGACUGCUACUGCACUGGCUGGGGAGAUCCACAUUACAUGACUUUUGAUGGAUUGUACUAUAGCUAUCAAGGGAAUUGUACAUAUGUCCUUGUGGAAGAGAUCAAUAAGAAAGUUGACAACUUUGGUGUCUACAUUGAUAACUACCAUUGUGAUACACGAGAUGUAGUGUCCUGUCCUCGAACGCUCAUCGUGAGACACGAGACUCAGGAAGUGAGGCUAAGAACAGCACAACCAAAUACUCUACAAGUAGAGGUGACAGUAAACAACCAGCUUGUGGCUUUGCCUUACAAGAAGUUUGGUGUGAGCAUCUAUGAGUCAGGCAUAAAUCGUGUUGUGGAAAUUCCUGAGCUGAAAAUGAAUGUGACCUACAAUGGCUUGUCCUUUUCUAUCAGAAUGCCCUACAGCCUGUUUGGCAACAACACCCAGGGACAGUGUGGUACUUGCAAUAACAACACGGCAGAUGACUGCAUGCUGCCAGAUGGAAACAUUGCAGAAAACUGUGAAACCAUGGCAGAUCAUUGGCAAGUUGUUGAUCCUUCCAAACCACAGUGUUCUCCAGGCCUCGUUCCUACAGGUUCACCUAGCACAACACCAACACAGCCUUGCAAAGAAUCUUCCAUCUGUGAGCUGCUUUUGGGAAGUGUGUUCAAGCCAUGCCAUGCUUUUGUCCAGCCUGAAAAGUACUAUGCAGCCUGUGUUUUUGAUAGCUGUGUGCUUCCCAACAUGGACCUGGAAUGCUCAAGUCUGCAGAUCUAUGCUGCCACUUGUGCUGAUCAAGGCGUGUGCAUUGACUGGAGAAAACACACCAAUGGUGUAUGCACUCAUGAAUGUCCUCCAGGUAAAGAAUACAGAGCAUGUGGUCCGAUUAAAGAGAUGACCUGCAAAUCAAGAGGACAGAACGACACAUCAACUAAACAAGUGGAAGGCUGUUUCUGUCCUAAUGGAACCAUGCUGUAUGACUCUGGUGUGGAUGUCUGCGUGAAAACCUGUGGCUGUGUUGGAGUGGAUAUGAUACCAAGAGAGUUUGGAGAAAAGUUUACAGUGGACUGUCAGGACUGUAUUUGCCUGGAAGGUGAACAUGGCAUUGUAUGUGAGCCUCAUGUAUGUGAACAAAAGAAGGUCACUUGUGAUGGAGAAGGCUUCUAUGAGGUCACAGAAGUCAAUCCUAAAGACUCCUGCUGCCCUCUUUUCACUUGCAAAUGCAAUACAAGCUUGUGCACAGCUAAAGCCCCCAAGUGCUCACUGGGAUUCGAAGUUCAUUCUUAUAUUCCCAGUGGUCAGUGCUGUCCUGUAUACCAAUGUGUUCCCAAGGGAGUUUGCGUACAUGAGAAUGCUGAGUUCUUGCCCAACUCCUCAGUGUUUGUUGACAAGUGUCAGAAUUGUCUCUGCACAAAUGAUGUGAACGUUAGCACUCAACUGAAUAUCAUCUCCUGUGAACGUGUCCCCUGCAACACGUACUGUCAACCAGGAUAUGAAAUUAAACCAGUGAAAGGUGAAUGCUGUGGAAAAUGUGUGCAGACCAAGUGUAUUAUACAUACAGCAGACAAUUCUGAACUCAUCUUGAGUCCUGGAGACUUUAAAAAUGAUCCUCGCAACAACUGCACCAUUUACAGCUGUGUAGAUGUCCACAACCAGCUUAUCGCUUCCACCUCUGAGAUUACCUGUCCAGCAUUCAAUGAGGAGAGCUGUAAACCUGGAACUAUUUCAUUCUUACCUAACGGUUGUUGCAGAACCUGCGCCCCUCUGGACAGCCGCACACCAUGCUCUGUGCGCCACAGAAAAGACUUUAUCGUCUACAAUGGCUGCCGCUCUGUGGACAGAGUUGACUUGACUGAAUGUGAAGGAACAUGUGGAACCUUCUCGCUAUACUCUGCUGAGGCCAAUUCUAUGGACCACAGCUGCUCCUGCUGCAGAGAAACAAGGACCACUGAGAAGCAUGUGGUUCUGAAAUGCCCCGGUGGGCAGUCACUGGCACACAAGUACAUCUAUGUGGAGAGCUGCAGCUGUCAGGACACUGAAUGCAGCAGGCCACAGUCCAAUGAGCUGCAGAACAAUAAAAAAAAUGACCAGGCGAGCACUCUGAACCGGAUGAAGAGAGCCAUCAGCUUAACAUCAAAAUGAAGUCAAAAACCCUGGCAUCAUUAACUGAAAGGACUGUGAACCAUUCUUAACUUACUUGACUACUUUUGAACUUUACUUUUCCCAGCAACUGCAUCCUGUUUGUUCUGUAAUUAAUUUGAACAGUGCCCUAUUUAUUUGUGCACAAAAUAAGAACACAAAUUUGUAUUCUUACAAGUGCACACCCUCUUGGGUCCUUUUCAAAUCUGCUUAUUUUCCU